AAUCUAUAAGAUCUAAACAAACCGCAGUGUUACUUCAUCAGAUUGGGUGCAAGACCUCUUGCAAGCUCAUAAAUGAUUCAUAAGCUGCCAUAUUUCAGUCUAACUCCUGUAAAGUCUGAGAUUUAAAGACUAACUCUUUUACUGCUUUUUUAUUACAGGCAAAGGCAUCAGAGCGUUGGUAAGUUUCAGCUUUGUUAUUUAUAUUAAUAGACUCAUAUGGGAUUUUAAAGUGCUUAUUUUCAUAUAGUCCCAAAUCUAUAUAAGACCUUGUAGGCAACAGAACAGACAGUUGGUUUUGAAAAGGAAUGGUAAACCAAGUUAAACCCAUUAAGUCCGACCACAUUUCCUGAUGUAAAACUAGAAUCCAUUUCUACGGCCUUCACAAACCUCAAAGACGGUCCGACAGACGGGUAGGAUGACCACAUAUUGGAAAAGCUGUCCAAAAUGCCAAACCAUCCUCAGAAUAGAGCAUAGCAUCACCUGUUUUAUUUUAACCAGUUGCCAUGCCAAAACCCUCCACUAUAUUUCUCUCUCCAUUCCAGCGUCUGCCCUGCCGGUGUCUAUGAUCUGCCCCUUCUGUUUCCAGUGGCGACAACUGGGCAAUCAUCACGUGCGUCUGCGGCCCAAGCGGAAGCCCACAGCGACGAUUAGAAGACUUCUGAAGAGGGAGUCGGCAGGAAAGAGGCUGAGCGCAGAACAGACUGUAGUCCUUCAAAAAUUUAAAAGAGCCUCCAAUGCUCUGAUGGCAACAUGUCACACCUGUAAUAAGAUGUCCAGACAACCUGGAAUGAAUCGGGAGCUUUUGACUACGUUGUCCAAGAACCGAAGUACCCCAGGAAGUGCAGGCAAACACAGAACUCCACAGUCAGCCAACAAGUCUACUCCAAAAUCUGCAAUAGACAGAACACCAAGUGGCACACCAAGGUCAGUAUCUUCAAACACCAGCUCGUCAUCAUCAAAGCACGGCAGUGCGAAGUCGUCGCCUUUCGCUCGCCUCAAAAAGAUCCUUAUGCUGGAAAACAAACAGCAGAGCAAGAAAGGUGGUCUGAAGGACUUCCUUUCAUCUCUCUGAAGACCUCAGGGCCGUUAAAAUGAAAGACUCUGGCCCACUUUGAGUGGAGCUGCUAAAAUUCAGAGCAGGAAACUUGAUGAGGAUGACGAUCACUCCUCCUUGUGUAUUACAAUGCCACCUAGCGGGGGGAGUCAUUAUGCUGGAUUGUAUUGAAGGAACAUCUCCUUUUCUUCUAUCAAGUGUCUGUUUCUGAAUCCUUGUGGACGAAUGGGGAAAAAGUCAUUUUGUAGGGGAGUGUAACUUGUGCUACAGAACCAUGCUGUGACUUUUUUUUUAUUUGCCAUUUAUUUUCAUGAUCCCACAUAUUGUUCAUUUUUGUAUAAGAAAGAUAACUUUUAUAUG
Molecule: messenger RNA, 1414 nt
Organism: Sinocyclocheilus anshuiensis
Lineage: Eukaryota; Metazoa; Chordata; Actinopteri; Cypriniformes; Cyprinidae
Product: UPF0711 protein C18orf21 homolog
Exons: 3
Coding region: 416-1072 (218 amino acids)
Source: RefSeq, a predicted model, not a curated record